AUGGCCGAAUUUCCAAAACUAGCGUUAUCGGGUAUUAAAGUUAUCAUUGUAGGGGCAGGCUUUGCGGGACUAACGGCGGCCAUUGAAUGCGACCGGAAAGGCCAUUCGGUCAUCUUACUGGAAAAGGUCGACGAGCUGAAGCCACUCGGAGACGUCAUCAGCUUCGGACAGAAUUCGACACGGAUCUUCAAGAAAUGGCCCGGUGUGUUUGAGGAGUUACAACCAAUCAUCCACAAGAGCGACCACAUCAAUUACAUUAGCUGGGAAGGAAGAUAUGUGACGACCCAGCACUGGGAUUCCGAGUGGGCUAGAUGGGGCCAGAGUAUCAACGGCCAUAGAUCAGAGAUCCACCGCAUCGUAUUCGAACAUGCGAAGGCUAGAGGUAUCGACAUCCGCAUGGGACAGAGUGUGACGGACUAUUUCGAGGAUGGCAACGGAGCGGGUGUAGAAGUCAACGGAGAGCGUUUGAAUGCCGACAUUGUGAUUUCAGCAGAGGGCGUCCGGUCUCGUGGGAGAAAAAUUGUCCUAGGCUUCGACGAGAAGCCUCAACCUUCUGGGUAUGCUGUGUUUAGGACCUGGUUUGCUGCAGAUGAGGUGGCGAAGAAUGAAAAGACCAAACAUCUCGUGGAAAAUGGUGACUCGCACAACUGUUGGAUUGGACAAGACGUCCAUUUCAUUGCCGCUGGAGUUAAAGAUGGGAAGGAAAUCAGCUGGGUAUGUACUCAUAAAGAUGAUGGCGACAUUGAGGAGAGCUGGCAGUUCCCUGGCCAUAUAGAAGACGUGCUCAAAGUCUUGCAGGGCUGGGAUCCAGUGGUCCUUGAGCUGGUCAAAAUGACGCCAAAAGACCGCCUAUUUGACUACAAACUUGUGUAUAGAGACCCCUUACCUACUUUUAUCUCCCCAAAAGCCCGAAUAGCUCUCAUUGGAGACACUGCACACCCCUUUCUUCCGACUUCAAUCCAGGGAGCGAGCCAGGCUAUGGAAGACGGCGUGACUCUGGCUGCUUGUCUCGAUAUUGGCGGCAAGGAGCGUGUUACAGAGGCACUUAGAGUGUAUGAAAAAAUCAGGUACGAGCGAGUGCACAAAAUUCAGGCCACUGGUGUGUCUACUCGAGAAAGUUGGCACAAGGCAGACUGGGACGUCAUCUGGAAGAACCCGCAGUCACUACAUCUAGCAAGACAGGACUGGAUUUUGGACUUCGACUGCGAAGCGAAUGCCUACGACUCCUACGAAACCUCAAAACAGAGUCUGAACACACUCGAUAAUUAG
Molecule: messenger RNA, 1269 nt
Organism: Phaeoacremonium minimum UCRPA7
Lineage: Eukaryota; Fungi; Ascomycota; Sordariomycetes; Togniniales; Togniniaceae
Product: putative salicylate hydroxylase protein
Exons: 1
Coding region: 1-1269 (422 amino acids)
Biological process (GO): secondary metabolite biosynthetic process
Molecular function (GO): FAD binding; monooxygenase activity
Source: RefSeq, a predicted model, not a curated record